UGAGCCUGAGGUGUGACUUUGUAUAGAAAAGAAAGAGAAAUAGAUGGUGGUUAGCCAUGGAAGCCAUGUCUGUCUUCCCCUGGUUUUAAGAACCUUUGACCUUCCUAUGAAAAACCACAGCCAUCCAUCUCACAAAUUACCAAAUUCCCCCUUCCUCUCUCUCUAAAUUCUCUCUCUCUGUCAAACCAACAACAAAAGAAGAAGAGCAAAAGAAAGAACCCCACAAACCAAAUUCAACUCCUUCACAUUUUUCUGUUGAAUCUGAUUCAGUUUCUCCCCUCCCCCCUUCUCUCUUUUCUAUGAACUUUGUUUUUACAGGUCUGUCAAGAUUGCUGGUUUGUUCUCUCUCGUUUAUUCUAUCAAAAGAUUCAUCAAAAAGCUGAAGAUGGUGCGGGAAAUGGAAGAAGAAGAGAAUCACAGAAGCCAGAGCUCCGUCCCUUUGAACGACACCGUUUUGGAGAAGCCCCCCACUAAUCGCCAAGACAAAGCCCCUAAAGCUAAGGUAUGCAGAGAUGAUGCUGCUGCUCCAGUUAAGCCACCCAAAGAUCAGCCACCAACAGAAAUAGAACAGAUGAAGGAGAGGUUUGCAAAAUUGCUUUUGGGUGAAGACAUGUCUGGUGGAGGAAAGGGUGUUUCAUCGGCUUUAGCAUUGUCAAAUGCAAUCACAAAUCUUGCAGCUUCUGUUUUCGGGGAACAAUGGCGUCUCGAGCCGAUGUCAGUGGAGCGAAAAGCAAGGUGGAGAAAAGAGAUUGACUUGCUUUUAUCAGUCACAGAUUACAUUGUUGAAUUUGUUGCGUCUCAACAGAAAUCCAAGGAUGGAACAAACAUGGAGAUCAUGGUUACCCGUCAACGCAAUGACCUUCACAUGAACAUCCCUGCACUGCGAAAGCUUGACGCGAUGCUUAUUGAUUGUUUGGAUAAUUUUAAGGACCAAUCUGAGUUCUACUACGUAUCGAGAGAUUCGAGUGAUGCGAAUAAAGACAAUGCUUCAAAGAGAAGUGACAAAUGGUGGCUACCUACUCCUAAAGUUCCUACGAAUGGUUUAUCUGAAAACUCAAGGAAGUUUAUGCAGUAUCAAAAGGAUUGUGUAAACCAAGUCCUGAAAGCAGCCAUGGCCAUAAAUGCUCAAGUUCUAUCAGAAAUGGAGAUCCCAGAAAACUACAUUGAGUCAUUGCCUAAGAAUGGGAGGGAAAGCCUUGGAGACUCUAUCUACAGAAACAUAACGGUCGAAUUCUUCGACCCGGAUCAGUUUCUAUCUACCAUGGACUUAUCUUCAGAGCACAAGAUCCUAGACCUCAAGGACAGAAUUGAGGCUUCCAUUGUGAUAUGGAAGCGUAAGAUGAACCAGAAAGAUGGAAAAUCUGCUUGGGGCUCAGCUGUGAGCUUGGAGAAGAGAGAGCUUUUCGAGGAGAGAGCAGAAACAAUUUUACUCAUCCUCAAACAUCGUUUCCCAGGCACUCCUCAGUCAGCAUUAGACAUUAGCAAAAUCCAAUACAAUCGGGAUGUUGGACAGGCUGUUCUAGAGAGUUACUCUAGAAUCCUGGAAAGCUUAGCCUUCACAGUGAUGUCAAGGAUUGAAGAUGUACUCUACGCAGAUUAUAUCGCUCAAAAUCCAUCACAAGCAUCGAGUAAGAAGCGGGAAACCCCAUCGGUAUCACCUGCAGAAGAGACACAAAAUGCAGCAGAGACGCCUACUUCUAUGACACUAUUGGAUUUCAUGAAUUGGGGUCCGGAUCUUGGUGAUAAUGAGGUAAAGAAGGAGUCGCCAACAGGGAAUUCUGACACUGCGCCAUCGCCAGAGGUUGAAAUGAAGCAUGUGCACAAGCUUCAAAACAUAGUGACUAAUAAUAAGUUGGUCUCGUACCUUGAGAACAUAGGCGGUUUGAAAAGCCCCACGUCGCGACAUUGACUCAAGUUCAUUCUGGAAGGAACUUGAGAAGAAAUAACGAGUAAAGAUCAAGCAUGAGAUUUUAGCGAAAGGGGGAGAGAGCAUAACAGGAGUACACAGUUAAAAGCUCAACCUCCUUUUCACUGAGUUUUUCUUUAGAGCUGUAAUUACCAAAUCCAUUCAAUUCAUUCCUGCUGUAAAUAUGAAGGAUGAGCACAACUAAUUUGGUAUUUGGAGUAUUUUUAAUAUGGUUCUUCUGCAGAUGUUAACUAUUAGUCAAUUUUGUUAGAAAGAGCAAGUCUUUUUAACCAUAUUUCAUUAUCAGUCUUUCAAAGGAACUGGCAAGGCCACAUUGUAAAAGUACAUUCAUCACAUAAUAACAAUUGCUUAAAUAACACUCCCAAAUGGUAUCUUCAAAACAUACUGGUAGGAGAGUUGAGAGAGAAAAUUUACAUACAACAAAAAACCCAGAGAAAAGGAUUU
This is a messenger RNA of Momordica charantia (bitter melon), 2371 nucleotides long. Its product is annotated as rop guanine nucleotide exchange factor 12. Lineage: Eukaryota; Viridiplantae; Streptophyta; Magnoliopsida; Cucurbitales; Cucurbitaceae. The record is from RefSeq and is a predicted model, not a curated record. Gene Ontology annotation, molecular function: guanyl-nucleotide exchange factor activity.